Molecule: messenger RNA, 102 nt
Organism: Arabidopsis thaliana (thale cress)
Lineage: Eukaryota; Viridiplantae; Streptophyta; Magnoliopsida; Brassicales; Brassicaceae
Source: the annotation of a RefSeq genome assembly
AUGGAAGCAUUGGUUUAUACAUUUCUCUUAGUAUCCACUUUAGGGAUAAUUUUUUUCGCUAUUUUUUUUCGGGAACCACCUAAAAUUUCAACUAAAAAAUGA